AUGCAGAAAAUACAAGACUUCUUUGAAAAGAACGAUCUCACAUGGGACAUUGUUGGUUCAAUCUGUACUGAUGGAGCUCCAGCCAUGAUGGGAGUGAGAUCAGGCUUCACUGCACUUGUGAAGCAAAAGGCACCCCAUGUGAUAACAACACAUUGUGUUCUUCACAGACAUGCAUUAGCUGCAAAAACUCUUCCUGAAAGUCUGAAAAUUGUUUUGCAGAAAGUUGUUGAGGCUGUUAACUUCAUUCGGGCCCGAUCUUUGAAUCACCGUUUGUUCAAAGCUUUUUGUGAUGAGAUGGGCUCUGAGCAUUCCAACACUUGA
Molecule: messenger RNA, 321 nt
Organism: Limulus polyphemus (Atlantic horseshoe crab)
Lineage: Eukaryota; Metazoa; Arthropoda; Merostomata; Xiphosura; Limulidae
Product: protein ZBED8-like
Exons: 1
Coding region: 1-321 (106 amino acids)
Source: RefSeq, a predicted model, not a curated record